AUGACAUUCACUUUCAAUCCCUCUAGAGGUUCUCAUUACCUUGUUGAAAAGGCUUGUAGCGCUCACGCUGGUCGCCGACUGCUACAGAUCGUGGUUGAGCGAUCAGGAUUUCCUGGCUAUCUGGGAACUGAUGAUCACGUCUUGUACCCAAAAACCGGUAGUGAUAAUGAACAUACAGUAGAAGGUGGAACAUUGUAUCAAAUUUGGCAAGAUACAGGUGACCGAACCGACUUCAUGAAAGGAGCUUAUGAUCCUGACCGAUUUCACGCAGAAUCUGUAGAACCAUUUGAUCCUCAGCAGUUUUUCAAAGACUUUUACAAACGAUGGGGGAAUGGACCGCAAGCUAAACAAAAUUCACUGUUGGAACAGAGCAAACAGCCCGAGCAGAAUCCACAAUCUGAACAAGGAUCACAAUCUGAACAAAGCUUGUAG
Molecule: messenger RNA, 432 nt
Organism: Kwoniella shivajii
Lineage: Eukaryota; Fungi; Basidiomycota; Tremellomycetes; Tremellales; Cryptococcaceae
Exons: 1
Coding region: 1-432 (143 amino acids)
Source: RefSeq, a predicted model, not a curated record